Magnusiomyces paraingens is the source of this 1194-nucleotide messenger RNA. RefSeq lists its product as uncharacterized. Lineage: Eukaryota; Fungi; Ascomycota; Dipodascomycetes; Dipodascales; Dipodascaceae. Gene Ontology annotation, biological process: protein secretion; Golgi organization. Bases 1 to 1194 code for a protein of 397 amino acids. The record is from RefSeq and is a predicted model, not a curated record. The transcript has 3 exons. Gene Ontology annotation, cellular component: Golgi apparatus.
AUGUGUAUUCUUAUUGCUUCAACUCUUCAUCCAGACUACUCUUUAAUCCUACUUUCCAACAGAGAUGAGUAUCUGAAAAGGCCGACCAGCAAAGCCCGGUUUUGGGACCCUCCUCAUGAUAACAUCUUAGGACCCUUUGAUCUUGCUCGUCCGGAACAUGGAACAUGGAUUGGUAUCACCAAGCAAGGCCGUUUGGCUGUUCUUCUAAAUUUCCACGAACCAGCCAGUCAAAACCACAAGGGUGCCAUAUCAAGAGGCCUGUUUCCUCGCGAGUUCUUAGAGUCUGACAUGGAUCCUGAGGAAUGGAUCAACAGACAGCAGACAAAAUAUGGAGAGGCUUUGACAAACACGGGCGGCUUUACCAUGUUUUGUGGUGUUCUUCGACGUCGCUUUGAUGCAAAUUGCAAAGAAGUAGGAAUUAGGCCCUUUCACCUAUUAUCUAACCGAGGAGGAGAUGCUGGCGUUCAUUUGUUUUCUGAACAACCAAAGCCGUUAAACGGCCAUGCAAAAAGUGCCACUUCUGUUCCUCCUUCGCCACUAACAAAACCAGCCACCGAAGAAACUCUAACUAACAAAUGUGGCGGUGAGACCGAGCUUGACCCCACUAAGCCUGACCCCACCGAGGUUGAUGAUGAUGGUGCUAUAUGUGGCAAGACAAUAGGAAUUUCCAAUAGCCAAGUGACCCAGCCAUGGCCCAAAGUCAAGCUUGGUGUUUCGUCACUUGAGAAGCUUAUCAAAGAAGUUUCAGAGACCAAGCUUCCGGAACAUGAACUUGUGUCGAAGCUUAUCUGCCUCAUGAACACUGACACUUAUCCACGCGAAAACAUAGCAAAAAACGAGAAUUCUGAUAGAAUGGCGAUUGGAACCAUUGCAAGCUACAAGGGCUCGUCAGGUCAUCAAGUCGUUGACCUCGACAAAAUCUUUUACAAUCUCCGAUAUUCUGUAUUUGUGCCCACAAUUAAUUUGAAAACAGUGGGUGGUAAUCAGGACGAAUCCUCUACACAAUCAACUACGGCGGCCGGUGCGACGGAUGACGAUGGAGUACAUUACGGCACGCGUACAAACACAAUCAUUCUGGUUUCCCAUACUGGCCAUGUCAAGUACAUUGAGCGCACGUUGCACUCAGAAGAUACUCUCAUAGAAAAAGAUGGUGUACAGGAAUCCGUUUUUGAGUUUGAUAUUGAAGGAUUUUGA